This is a messenger RNA of Chelmon rostratus (copperband butterflyfish), 1194 nucleotides long. Its product is annotated as diencephalon/mesencephalon homeobox protein 1-B-like. The transcript is spliced from 4 exons. Gene Ontology annotation, biological process: regulation of transcription by RNA polymerase II. The record is from RefSeq and is a predicted model, not a curated record. Lineage: Eukaryota; Metazoa; Chordata; Actinopteri; Chaetodontiformes; Chaetodontidae. Bases 1 to 1194 code for a protein of 397 amino acids. Gene Ontology annotation, molecular function: RNA polymerase II transcription regulatory region sequence-specific DNA binding; DNA-binding transcription factor activity, RNA polymerase II-specific.
AUGCAGCACUACGGGGUGAAUGGCUACUCUCUCCACGCCAUGAACUCACUGAGUGCCAUGUACAACCUUCACCAGCAGGCGGCGCAACAGGCCCAGCACGCACCUGACUACAGGCCCUCAGUGCAUGCCCUCACUCUUGCAGAGAGACUGGCUGACAUUAUCCUUGAGGCCCGGUAUGGCUCCCAGCACCGAAAGCAGCGGCGCAGUCGGACAGCCUUCACCGCUCAGCAGCUGGAGGCCCUGGAGAAAACCUUCCAGAAGACCCACUACCCUGACGUGGUGAUGCGUGAACGUCUGGCCAUGUGCACCAACCUGCCCGAGGCACGCGUCCAGGUCUGGUUCAAGAACCGCCGGGCCAAGUUUCGUAAGAAGCAGCGCAGCCUGCAGAAGGAGCAGCUCCAGAAACAGAAGGAGGCAUCCGGAGCUGCGGAGGGCUCGACAGAGGACUCCAAGACUGACCUCGCCAACACCACCACCACCACCCAGGUUCCCGAGGCCCACACUCCUCCCCCUCCCUCCUCCUCCUCAUCCUGCCACUCGGAGACGGAGAGGCUGGCGGCCGCGCGGCCCCAGCCGGGAGAAAUGAGCGUGGAAGUCAACGUCACCUCCCCUGAGCCGUCGGACAGCGAGUCAGCAGCGGAAGAUAACCCUGACAGGGAGGAGGACGAAAUGAGAGGGGAGACGAGGUUGAAGAGCAGGGAGGAGGUGCAGGGGGAGGGGGGAGCGCAGCCGGGGAGCAGCUCCCCAUCCGGCAAACGGCUGAGCCCCACAGCAGACUCUCCCCUGAGCUCGCCUGCCUUGCCGUCCUCCAGCAGCGCCACCAGCAGCCUGGCUCAAAGCAACUCCUACGCCUCUUCUCCUCUCAGCCUCUUCCGGCUGCAGGAGCAGUUUCGGCAGCACAUGGCCGCCACCAACAACCUGGUACACUACCCGUCCUUCGACAUGGGCACGCCGUCCUCUCUGCCCUACCUGGGCAUGAACGUCAACAUGCCGUCCCCACUGAGCUCGCUGCCCUGCCAGUCCUACUACCAGACCCUGUCGCAGGCCCAGCAGGUAUGGAACAGCCCGCUGCUGCAGACGGCGCCGGGCAGCCUCCCCGGAAGCCUCAACAGCAAGACCACCAGCAUUGAGAACCUGCGUCUGAGGGCCAAGCAGCAUGCAGCAUCGCUGGGAUUGGACACGCUCCCAAACUGA